AUGGCAGACCGAACAGAAAAGCAAGCCGCCGCCCAACAAGCGGUCGACAUUCUCCACGAGAUAUCCACUCUUUUGAACUGCCACCUCGACCGCCGAACCCUCUCCAUAUGCAUCUCCAUGAUCGAAAACGGGGUCAACCCCGAGGCGCUGGCUGCAAGAGGUAGUCAAGGAACUCAGAACAGAAGGCCAAAACGUGCGAUUAGAGGCUGCUGCUCCUGCUGGGGCGAGCCGGAGGAGAUGACCGAGCUUCCUGAGGGAGGGCUGUGUGUCGAGAUAUCAAAAUAA
Messenger RNA from Podospora bellae-mahoneyi, 285 nucleotides. RefSeq lists its product as uncharacterized. Gene Ontology annotation, cellular component: spindle; mitotic spindle pole body; interphase microtubule organizing center. Bases 1 to 285 code for a protein of 94 amino acids. The transcript is spliced from 3 exons. NCBI's taxonomy places the organism in Eukaryota, Fungi, Ascomycota, Sordariomycetes, Sordariales, Podosporaceae. The record is from RefSeq and is a predicted model, not a curated record. Gene Ontology annotation, biological process: microtubule nucleation by interphase microtubule organizing center; gamma-tubulin complex localization; mitotic spindle assembly.